Camellia sinensis is the source of this 1606-nucleotide messenger RNA. The record is from RefSeq and is a predicted model, not a curated record. NCBI's taxonomy places the organism in Eukaryota, Viridiplantae, Streptophyta, Magnoliopsida, Ericales, Theaceae.
CAGCACCACCUUGUUCUCUGCUCUCUUAACUUUUUCUGGGGGCUUUCAAGCUCUUGCCGCUUGGAUCGGAUCUAUUAUUAUCUACCAUAAUCUACCCCAACCCCCUUUUCCUACGCCACUUGUAUUACAUAUAUUCAUCCUUAUUAACAACAACAAACAAACAAACCAACCACUUAAAAACAUAUUCUAUUAAAAAUAUUCAAAAAUAUAUAUAUAUAUAUAAUCCCACAUUUUCCUACCAAUUUUUCUCUCAGAAAACACGAGAAAAUUUCAUGUUCAUGGCCUAAAACCUCGUUGAUUCCGUCAAUUGGUGGGUGUUCUUUGGUGGGUCGGCUUUAAUGGGCAAUGUAACAUCGAGUGUGGCUGCGAAAUUUGCAUUCUUCCCACCUGACCCACCAACCUACGAUGUGUACAGAGACGAUGAUGGGAGGCUUGUCUUCACGGGACUCACCGCAGACAAGAACGUUGAUGUCCAUUUGCUAGACACCAAGGGUGGGAACAAGAUUGUGGCCACAUUUUGGAGACACCCUUAUGGGAGAUUCACGCUUCUCUACUCUCAUGGCAACGCUGCUGAUUUGGGUCAGAUGCAAGAACUCUUCAUUGAGCUCAGAGCUCACCUCCGUGUCAACAUCAUGUGUUAUGAUUAUUCAGGGUAUGGAGCAUCUUCUGGUAAGCCAUCUGAGUUCAACACAUACUAUGACAUAGAGGCUGUCUACAAUUGUUUGAAGAGUGAAUAUGGAAUUAAGCAGGAGGAUGUGAUUUUGUAUGGCCAAUCUGUUGGAAGUGGGCCCACACUACACUUAGCUUCUCGUUUACAGAGGUUGAGAGGUGUUGUUCUUCAUAGUGCCAUCCUUUCAGGCAUACGAGUUUUAUAUAACGUAAAAAUGACAUUCUGGUUUGACAUUUUCAAAAAUAUAGACAAAAUACGCAAUGUCAGCUGUCCAGUUCUAGUCAUACAUGGAACAAACGACGACAUUGUUGACUGGUCCCAUGGAAAGCGAUUGUGGGAACUGUCGAAGGAAAAAUACGACCCAUUAUGGGUCAAGGGCGGUGGUCAUUGCAACCUCGAAACUUUCCCUGAGUACAUUAAGCACUUGCGCAAGUUCUUGAAUGCUAUGGAGAAAGUCUCUUUCAAGAAAGAAAGCAAGUCACGCCAUGCUCCUACCACAAGUAUAGCAGAAUCCAAACACAACAAGUGCUUAAGAUUUGGACUAAGAUGACUCAAUCAUGUAGUGAACAGAGAUAGCUAGUUUUUUGCAAGGUGUGCUUUUAGUGGAAAAGAGUAUGCUCGCUUGAUCAACCCAGAAUUCAGCCACGAAGCUCACUUGGCUCUUUAUGUUUGUUCAAGGCUGUGAUAUGAUAAAAGUUACAUAUUUUUAGCCUAUUUAUUUCAGAUCUUGCUCAGUCAACCAUUUUUUAAGGGGUAACUCUUGCUGUUACCUUCACGGUCUGAUUGGUAGCAUGUUCUUUUGUCAGAAAGCUUUGAGAUUAUCGUCGCCUGACUUGAUCUGAAUUUCAUGUAAAAUAAACAGAGUCAAGGUUCAUGUAAUGUACAAACCAUCACUGGUUAAAAGAGUAAUGGAAGAGCAAAUAUUGGGCCAGUUCA